AUGAAACUGCCGCCCCUGUGCCGCCUCCCCCUCGCCCUCGUGCUGCUCUGCCUGACGUCUCGAGCGAGAUGCUACGUGCACAACGACGUCAUGAAGUUCGGGGAGGAAAACUCUCUGAAGUGCUCGCAGGGAAGCCUCUACAUCCUGCACUGCGAAGUGAAGUGCGUGAAUGCGAAGAACCGAAUCAUCCACCGGAGCUGCAUAGACCAAGUGGAGGCCAAGUGCAUGGGGAACGCCAAGUGCAAGUACUACUUCGACUACGUGGUGAAGAGCAGAGGGCAGUCCCUGCGGAACAAAAACGAAAUUGAAAUUGAGGAGUGCGUCGAAUCUGAGAGAAACGAAAUCAAAACGUCUACGACGUGUCUCCUGAGCAACUCAUUCCUGCUAGACGAGACCUACAUUCAGUAUUUUUUUUUUAUAAAAAAUAAAAAUGAAGAACCAAUCACCUGUAGGGAUGGAAGGUUAAGUGUGAAAAGCGCUAUUUUGCACUCCCCCUUUUGUAAAAUUAACCUAAAGGAUAUCACAGAAAUUUUGAAAAGGCAAUGUGACCACAGCAAAGAAUGUGUAAUCAACCCCUACGUGUUGCAGAAGGAUGCUCUGAAUGAGAGGGACCAGUGCUAUAUUAACAACUCAUAUGUAUCUCUCAACGUUGUGUGUACGAAGGAGGGGGAGGAGCAGCCCGAGGAGAGUGGCCACAAGCAGAAGCGGGAUGAUGACGUUGACGAAACGGAGGAGGGGAGCUACGACGUUAGCGCAGAUCAGAACAAAAGUGCGAUAGUCGGCGAGGGAAAUGAUGACCCCGAGUCGCUUGGCGAAGAAGACGAGCUGAGCGAAACAAACGAGGCGGUAGACCUCAUAAUGAACAGCAAGGAAAGUUUCGAAAACAAAAUUAGAAAAGCGAAGUCGAUCCUUUUAUCCCAAAUGAACGAACAGGAAGUGAAGAAGAAUGCCAUUUUUAAAAAGCUAGGGGAGGAACUCUCCAAAAUGGUCCUCCAAAAAUAUGAGCCGUCCGAUCUGAAGGACCUAAUCGAAGAUAGGUACAACGAAAUGAGGAGAAGCCCCGACCAAGAUUUGUAUUACCUUUACCUGAUAGACACUUUAGAAAUUAACAAAAUGGAAGACCUAGAUGUGACAGCUCUGCAGGAUCAGCUAGCCAUUUUGCUGGAGGAGCAAAUGGGCAAGAUGAACAGAAUCGAGAAAACCAUAAACAGGCUGAGGAAGAAGUACCUCUCCAUUUACAACAAAGCAAAGAAUAAAAAAGUGAAGGACAUUUACGAUGAGGGUGUAGACCCUGUGUUGACUUACGACGACUUUGCUCAUGGCAAUGGGAUAAUUACAGCCGACAUCUUCUUCAAGUAUAAGCCAGCCAUCAAGCCACUUACCUUUAGCAAAUCUAAUGCCAGUGAGGAGAGAGGCUCUUCCAAAAAAAAGGAAUACAAAGACCUACUGGAGAUGGACGCUCUUGAUGAAUACAACAGGAAGAAGCGAAUCACAGACAUGAGAAACGGUCUUAUGGAGACCCUAAAAAAGAUGUAUUAUGCGAAGAAUGGGAUCUUUAACAAUUUGGCUAGCUGCAUCAAGUCCUACUGCUAUAAGAGGCCACUGAACCUUAAUGCGCUUAGCAGCGUGCUCAAGAGGAACUUCGAAAACCUCAGGGAGAAGAAAAGCACCGACCCGGUUGCCCCCAUCGUCCGGUACCUCCAGAAGGUUAGCGGAGAGGUUGGCGGAGAGGUUGGCGGAGCGGCAGGGGGAGCGGCAGGAGGAGCGGCUAGCGGAGCGGCUAGCGGAGCGGUUAGCGAAGCGGUUGGAGGAGCGAUUGGCGGAGCGGUCGGCGAAGCUUCCAUAGCAGUUAACCCCCCUCGCUGGGAGAAGAGCAGGCGAAUCCUGCAGAAACUCAAAGCGCUGCUGCACCUCGGCUACCAACAGGCGCUGGACAAGGAGCUCGAAAUAGACGAAAGGACAGAUAAGUACAACGCGCUGAAUGAGAAGGCCAAGGAGUAUAACCUCCAGCGGCUGUUCAGCGAGAGCGACAAGCUCCUGAAGAAGGUCGCCAUGCUCACCAGCGCCAGCGAGAGCGCCGACGAGGUGUUUGGCAACCAGGCCUCCUUCUUCGACGUCUACAGGGGGGAAGCGGCGAGUCAGAAGGGUGUGGCGGCGAGCGAGAAGGGUGUGGCGGCGAGAGAGAAGGGUGUGGCGGCGAGCGAGAAGGGUGUGGCGGCGAGCGAGAAGGGUGUGGCGGCGAGCGAGAAGGGUGUGGCGGCGAGCGAGAAGGGUGUGGCGGCGAGUCAGAAGGGUGGUGAGACCAGUGAGGAGGGCGAAGCGGCGAGUCAGAAGGAUGUGGCGACCAGUGAGGAGGGCGGUGCCUCCAGUGAAAAGCGCGACGACGACGAAAUGAAUCCCCCCGACGAAGGAUACGAGAGCGCCAAAGAGGAUGGAGAGAACGCUCAGGACGAUGACAGCGGGGGAAAUGCAGAACCUGUUGAAGGAAAGGCGGGAGAAAGUGAAGAUGCCGACGGGGUAAAUGCGGGAAGUAACAAAGAAGGUGAGGAUGGCGAAAGCGUCGAGGAGGAAGCAGCAGAGGGGGAGGCUGCACCGAAGGAGGAAGCAGCAGAUGGGGAGGAUGCACCAGAGGAAGAAGCAGAGGGGGAGGAUGCACCAGAGGAAGAAGCAGAUGGGGAGGAUGCACCAAAGGAGGAAGCAACAGAUGGGGAGGAUGCACCAAAGGAGGAAGAAGCAGAGGGGGAAGAUGCAUCAAAGGAUGAAGAAGCAGAUGAGGGCUCUACAGAUGAGGAGGAAGCGGCCGAUGGGGGCUCUACAGAUGCGACCGCCGCGGAUGAAGCCGCUGGAGGAGUGGCCGACCAGAACGAUGUCCCAGUGAAGGGCGAAGACAGCGACGGGGCAGAGAGCGACGGCGCGGAGGACGCGGCCACCGAAAUCAGAGGCGAAGCGGAAGCGGGAGAGGAAGCGGCGGAGCAACCCACCGGAGAGGCAGUGGUGAAAGGAGACUCUGAAGGAGGGGCAUCGGGCCUGGAGACAGAGAAGAAGGGUGAUGAUGGCGGGUCCUUCUUCCAAGGCCUGAGCAGAGUCCUCCUAACCGUCUUGGCGAUCCUCUCCCUGGAGUUCCUCCUGUAA
Messenger RNA from Plasmodium vivax (malaria parasite P. vivax), 3132 nucleotides. RefSeq lists its product as hypothetical. Lineage: Eukaryota; Apicomplexa; Aconoidasida; Haemosporida; Plasmodiidae. Bases 1 to 3132 code for a protein of 1043 amino acids. The record is from RefSeq and is a predicted model, not a curated record. The transcript has 2 exons.